AUCCCAAAGUGAGCUGGAGUGCGCUGUGGAGGAGGGGUGUGCGGCGGCCGGGAAGGAGGCCGGAGCCUGCCGGUGCCGCCUGUCAGGCAGCCCUGGGCCAGCUGGGGCGCUUGGGCCACGCUCCCCUUGACAGCCCUGCUGUGGACAGCAGGUGGGGGAGGGCACUGCUCCCUCCCUGAUGUGCCAGAAGCCAGGAGCAGCCAUCCAGGUGACUAAGCCAGCCCACUGGCACUGACUCAUCCCCUGGCCUGAAGGUUUCUUCCUUCCCUUUUGCAUCUGAUUAUUUGGGGAGCUGGAAACUUGGAGCUCCCACCUGAGUCCCGCCCCUUCUAGCUCUCCCCUCCUUACCUUGGGCUCCAAGGAAGAUGGGACCUGCUGAAAAUCUGCUGCUACCCCCUGAGGAUAUGGAAGACGCUGUGGGGGCCCGAGAUGCCCAGGGAGACACACCAGCCAACAAAGUGCAAUAGCAGAUAUGGUGACCAGGCUGCUGUGUCCUGUGGAGGUGUCAGGAGAGAAGGGGAGUCUGGUCUGCCCUGACUGGAGUCCUCCGGGGCUGGCUUGGAACUCACCUCCCACGAGCUAUUUCUGUCAAUGAGUGGCUUCUAGGGUCAGAAUAGCACUUGAAGAGUGAAGCUGGAUUGGCUUAGGCUGGCCUGAGCAGGGAGUGGCGCUUCCUGGGCUGGAGACAAGCAUUGGCCUGCAGUCGGGAGCUGGAGGCUCAGCUGUCCGGAGGAGCGGCCACGGCCUUGGUGGACUGGCCGGGAAGAUCUUUAGUCUUCCCUCUUCUGGUGCCUGAGAGCUCUGCCCACGGACGAGUGAGGAUUUGGGAGGAAGAAGAGGCGAGGAAGGCAGGCCAGAGGCUCCUGUGAAGCCCCUGCUGGAGCUCAGCCUGACCUUCCCCAUGCAGACACCAUGUUCCGCAAGAAAAAGAAGAAACGCCCUGAGAUCUCGGCCCCGCAGAACUUCCAGCACCGCGUCCAUACCUCCUUUGACCCUAAAGAAGGCAAGUUUGUGGGCCUCCCCCCACAAUGGCAGAACAUCCUGGACACACUUCGGCGCCCCAAACCCGUGGUGGACCCUUCACGCAUCACACGGGUGCAGCUCCAGCCCAUGAAGACAGUGGUGCGUGGCAGCUCUGUACCCAUGGACGGCUACAUAUCUGGGCUGCUCAAUGACAUCCAGAAGUUGUCGGUCAUCAGCUCCAACACCCUGCGCGGCCGCAGCCCCGCCAGCCGGCGGCGGGCACAGUCCCUGGGGCUGCUGGGUGAGGAACAGUGGGCCGCCAACCCCGACAUGUACCUGCAGAGCCCCCAGUCUGAGUGCACUGACUCCCAUGGCCUCUACCUCAGCUGCGACGGGGGCACACCAGCAGGCCGCAGACAGCCGGAGCCACAGAGCCCACGGGUCCUGCCCAACGGGCUGGCCACCAAGGCGCAGUCCCUGGGCCCCGCCGAGUUCCAGGGUGCCACACAGCACUGCCUGCAGCUGGGGGCCUGCCUGCAGAGCUCCCCGCCCAGCUCCUCGCCCCCUGCAAACACCGGGAAGCGGGGGACCAAGGCUGCCAGGCAUGGAGCUGAGGAGACCCGGCCACAGUCUUGCCUAGUGGGCUCAGCUGCGGGCAGGCCCGGUGUGGAGGGCAGCCCCAGCCCUAAGACCCAGGAGAGUAGCCUCAAGCGCAGGCUCUUCCGAAGCAUGUUCCUGUCCACUCCUGCUCCGGCCCCUCCAAGCAGCAGCAAGCCAGGCCCUCCGCCACAGAGCAAGCCCAACUCCUUCCGACCGCAGCAAAGAACCUCCCCCGCGAGCCUGGUGGUCAAGGCCCAGUCCUUGCCCUCAGACCAGCCCAUGGGGACCUUCAGCCCUCUGACCACCUCAGAUACCAGCAGCCCUCAGAAGUCCCUCCACAGAGGUCCAGCGUCCGGCCCUCCUCCGGGCCGGUCUUCACCAGCGGGCUCCCCCCGCACCCGGCAUGCCCAGAUCAGCACCAGCAACCUGUACCUGCCCCAGGACUCUGCAGUGGCCAAGGGUGCCCUAGCUGGUGAGGACACGGGUGUUGUGACCCACGAGCAGUUCAAGGCUGCACUCAGGAUGGUGGUGGACCAGGGUGACCCCCGGCUGCUGCUGGACAGCUACGUGAAGAUUGGCGAGGGCUCCACAGGCAUUGUCUGCCUGGCCCGGGAGAAGCACUCAGGCCGCCAGGUGGCCGUCAAGAUGAUGGACCUCAGGAAGCAGCAGCGCAGGGAGCUGCUCUUUAAUGAGGUGGUGAUAAUGCGGGACUACCAGCAUCUCAAUGUGGUGGAGAUGUACAAGAGCUACCUGGUCGGCGAGGAGCUGUGGGUGCUCAUGGAGUUCCUGCAGGGCGGGGCCCUCACGGACAUCAUCUCCCAAGUCAGGCUGAACGAGGAGCAGAUCGCCACUGUGUGUGAGGCCGUGCUGCAGGCUCUGGCUUACCUGCAUGCGCAGGGUGUCAUCCACCGGGACAUCAAGAGCGACUCUAUCCUGCUGACCCUCGAUGGCAGGGUGAAACUCUCGGACUUCGGAUUCUGUGCUCAGAUCAGCAAAGAUGUCCCUAAGAGGAAGUCCCUGGUGGGAACUCCCUACUGGAUGGCUCCUGAAGUGAUCUCCAGGUCUCUGUAUGCGACCGAGGUGGAUAUCUGGUCUCUGGGUAUCAUGGUGAUAGAGAUGGUGGACGGGGAGCCACCCUACUUCAGUGACUCCCCAGUGCAAGCCAUGAAGAGGCUCCGGGACAGCCCCCCACCCAAGCUGAAAAACUCUCACAAGGUGUCCCCAGUGCUGCGAGACUUCCUGGAAAGGAUGCUGGUGCGAGACCCCCAGGAGAGAGCCACAGCCCAGGAGCUCCUGGACCAUCCCUUCCUGCUGCAGACGGGACUACCAGAGUGCCUGGUACCCCUGAUCCAUCUCUACCGCAAGCAGACCUCCACCUGCUGAACCCACCCCCAGAGUGCACCUGCCAUCUGUGCCCACAGGCAGGGGACACUGGGCAACCAGCUUGCCGACAGGGCCUGCCUGCCUCAUUUUCUCAGUAUUCUCUCCAAAGAUUGAAUGUGAAGCCCCACCCCCACCCUCCUGCCCCUCAGCCCAUUGGGCCAGGCCGGACCUGCCCCUCAGUCUCUCUCCCCUCCAAGAGAGUCCCCAGUUGCCUUUGGGAUGAUGGAGACCCCUUCUUCAGGAUGACCCUUUGUUAUUUGCACAGGGAUAUUUCUAAGAAACACCAAGACCAGCACUUCUGACCACUGUAGCCAACACGGCAGAAAAGGCUGCUGCAGUUUUUUUAAAGGCAGUUGUAUACUAGCAUCCCAGGCCACCCAAGAGGGCGGAGGGCCUGUCUUUACCAGGAUACUUUCUGUGCUCAGCUCCAGUUCCAAACCCUGGGAACUCAAGAGGGCCACAGGGAAGGUUUUUAUUGCCUGAAUCUGUCUUCUUCCCUUGUGUCUGACUUCCUGAAGACACAGCCCCACCUGCACCUGCUUCCCGACCCACCUGCACUGACAACACACAACACUGGUAUGCACAGCCUGCUCCUAGACCAUGGGAGGCCACAGGAAGGGGAGGGGCAUUUUCUGGGUAAAAGAGAAACAAUAGGGUUGGUGGUAAUAGUGCUGUUACUUUACAGGAUGCGGAUGCUCACCCUAUCCUGUGUGUGUGUGUGUGUGUGUGUGUGUGUAAGCAGAGUAAUGUCACCCUGACAGCCUGGCCCCAUCCAUGAGGCUUGCCCAUCCUCUCUCCCACUAAGUUCUGCACUGAAGGGACCUGCUUUCUUGGCCUGGCUUCCCACCUCUGAAGUCCCAGGUUGCUACCUGACCAGUGGAGAGGUCUGUAUUGAGUCUAACACAUCUUGCGGACGGGGCAGGUUUCUGAGUUUCUCCUAUACUAUGGAGUCUGAGAGCCCAAGAACCAGAAGGGUGAGGAAACAAACUUUGUUUUACUUGUGAACUUCAUCUCAAUAACCAGGUCAUCAGGAACCCUUUGCAAAAUCCUGGUCUGGGGGAGGGGGACCAGCUCCCAGGGUUCCAUGUUGUCAAGAGAAGGGGCACCCCAUCACCCCAUUUGUGCAAACUACCUGCCUCUAGCUGCCUCCUCAGAUACUUGUCUCCAGUCCUCCUUCCUUCCCCACCUUUAGGGCUGUUGUGAGACAGGGAAGCCCAGAGAAGAACUCCAGGUGUCUAGACCCUAUCUAGAUCAUAUUUUUAGAUUCCUCUGCUCCCCAGUGGCCUGCUCUGGAGCAAAACAAACAGAAAAACAGCAAGGACUUUUUUUUUUUAAGGGUCAGAAUUUUAAAAACAAAAGCAUCUUCCCUAGAAACUUUUGUGAAUUGUUUGCACUUGUGCCUGUUUUAAAUUAAA
This is a messenger RNA of Rhinolophus ferrumequinum (greater horseshoe bat), 4361 nucleotides long. RefSeq names its product p21 (RAC1) activated kinase 6 (gene PAK6). Bases 913 to 2946 code for a protein of 677 amino acids. Lineage: Eukaryota; Metazoa; Chordata; Mammalia; Chiroptera; Rhinolophidae. Gene Ontology annotation, molecular function: ATP binding; protein serine/threonine kinase activity. The record is from RefSeq and is a predicted model, not a curated record. The transcript has 11 exons. Gene Ontology annotation, biological process: regulation of MAPK cascade; intracellular signal transduction; protein phosphorylation. Gene Ontology annotation, cellular component: cytoplasm.